Molecule: messenger RNA, 654 nt
Organism: Penicillium brevicompactum
Lineage: Eukaryota; Fungi; Ascomycota; Eurotiomycetes; Eurotiales; Aspergillaceae
Product: GNAT family N-acetyltransferase
Exons: 2
Coding region: 1-654 (217 amino acids)
Molecular function (GO): acyltransferase activity, transferring groups other than amino-acyl groups
Source: RefSeq, a predicted model, not a curated record
AUGAUUACCUGUCGGCCUGCUACUCUCGCAGAUAUCCCCCAAGUGCGUGAUAUCAACCACUGGUACAUUUUGAACAGCUGUUUCACAUUCACAACUACCCCACCAGCGGUGUCCCACUACGAAGACUUAUUGCGGGACCUCAACAGACGCCAACUGCCAUUCUACGUGGUUGGCUCUGACACGCGCCAGUCAGACGAUGGCGCAGAUCUAGUCCUUGGCUAUGCUUACCUUUCGCCAUGGCGAGGCGAGUUGCUUUCUUAUGCGUCGACCGUUGAGCUGUCGAUCUUCAUGCGAGCUGACCAACGGAGCUUCGGCUACGGAACUCUCUUGAUGCAGAAGAUUCUGGGAUUCCUUCAGUCUGGUGGUGUUCAGCAUCGCUGCGAAGAGCGUGUUGGUGAUGUCGCUCGCAUUGGGGCUCAUAGCAUGCUCGAGGUGGUGAACACCUCGCCUGUUCACAAUGUCAUUGCUAUCAUGACGUUUGACCCUGAGAAUCCUGCCGAGGGCAUUCGGUUAAGGGAUUGGUAUAAUACGCUGGGAUUUGUGCACAGAGGACGCCUGGAGAGCGUCGGGAAGAAGAUGGGUCGUUGGCUUGAUACCGUGUAUCUUCAGUGGAGCCUUCCUCCGGCACAGACAGACUCAGCUGAUGGAAACUGA